ACCUGCAUGCAAUGGUUCAUCUAUACACAUAUAUGAAGUGUCCAUCGACCGACGUGUCAAUCCAUGCAUGCAUCAUGCACCAGCUAGAGUCCCCCUGUCGCCCUCACACCACACGCCACGCCAGCCACCAUGGACUCACAGGCCAAUCAACUGAGGCACACACAUGUGUAUAUGUGUGUAUGCCCAGACUACCCUCACACCCGUGUCGUUCAUACCCUCCCUCCCCCAUUCACCAGUCCCUUCCCACCAGGCGUCGCGUCACCUCACCUCGCCCACCUACAUAGAGCACAGCACCCACAACACACACACACACCCAACACAGAGAGAUCGAUGGAGCACCCAUUUCACCCCGACACUCACCCACCUUUAUUGCCUAGUUGCCUCUUUCUGGUUGACCACCAUGUUUGCUAUGGCAUCCCUCAGGGGGCCGCGCACCACAGUCGCGGUGGUGGGCCGGCGGUCCUUGAAGGCAUCCGAUGGAUCUCCCACUGGCGGCUCGGUGGUGCCGACACCCACACCCACUGCACUCAGCGAUACAGCACACGUCAACAAUAGAUCAAUCAGCAAAGGAUCUCUUAUCCGCUCCUCACCCAUGGUCGUAUUGGCGUUUGCGACCAGAACGAUCGAUGCGACGAAUGGGCUUUCGAAAGGCGUCAGCAGCAGAUGCCGAAUCCCUACAGGGAGAUCCCUAUCGUCCAACCUACUCGCCACGACGGCGGUGCAUCGGUUGGGGGGCUGGUGGGGCGAGUGGGUCAGGAGGCCGUCCAGCACACCACCGUGGGCAUGCCUGAAGAAAACAGAGGGAAGCGGCCGUCAUGGGUCGUUGUGUGUCUGUCUGAUUGUGGUGUUUCCUGCGUACCGGUUCACGGCAACGCAAGGCGUCGGCGUCCACCCUUCAUUGGCCAAUGGAGGGAUCAUGAUGGUAUCCAUGAUGAACGCCGACGUCGAGGCAAGAGUGCGCACCUCACCACCGGCCGUCCUGCUGUCCCCUGCCGAUGGAUUGAGGAUCUGAACGGGCGGGUUGUCGUCGAUGAUGUGAGUGUGGUAUGGGUGGGCGGGGGGGAGGGGGGGGUUGAUGUCCAGCUCAAAGCCCGGCUCGUCCUUGAUGGCACGCACACCGCCGCCCGGCUGGUCGAACAGCUCAAAACGGCCGUAGCUGCCGCCGAAGUUGACGUGUCUGCCGACCAUCUUCCACAACGCAAUCACACGCACAUCCGCCAAAUACGCCUACACAGACAGACAGACAGACAGACAGACCGAUGAGUGCCACCCACCCACCCGCCCCGCGCUCAUCUGCCCACCUGUUUGCUAUCGUGCCGCUGCAGGUCGGCCACAGCCAGUGUGAUGGGCAGCUGACAGUAGCCCCUCUGCACCGCCAAUUUCAGCGCAUUGGUCACCUCGGUCCACUGCUGCGUGUCCACCAGCCAGAUGGCCUUCAGCAGCAGAGGCCGGUCAAGCUGAGCGUCGAAGGCGAUGAUGGCGUGCAGUCCCUUGGCCGCCAGGCAGCGAUUGAGUCGGUUGCUCAGGACGGCGGCCGAGAAGUCGACUUCCUAGAGGAAGUGCGCCGUGGCUCUGAGGCUGCCGACCUCCGACCGGCUGCACACACACACAGAUAGCCAACACACACAGACACACACAGCUGUCAAUUGCCGCUCUCCCUCCCUCAUGUCAUUUCUGUGUGGUUUGCAUACGUGUGGAGGGCAUCUCUGUCGUCUUUGUGAAGAAAAUCCAGCGUGUGUUCGUCGAUAACGGCACCAUGGCGGUCCGCAGUGUGGUUGUUGCCCAUCUUGCCCUCUCUACGCAGGGCCGAUCAACUUCAUGCCAUGGAUGAAAGCCAGCUGUUCCAUGG
This is a messenger RNA of Vitrella brassicaformis, 1849 nucleotides long. The record is from the annotation of a GenBank genome assembly. NCBI's taxonomy places the organism in Eukaryota, Vitrellaceae.